AUGGAAACAGACGGUUUGAAUGGAGAGGAAAUACAAGGGCUCAAAUCCAAAAUCAAACUCCAAGGCGAAAAGGUUCGGGCUUUAAAAUCACUAAACACUGACCAAGACACUGUGGAUGCUGAAAUCGCCGCCCUUCUAGAUUUAAAAAAACAAUUAGCUUCUUUAACCGGUGAAGAUGGAGCUGCAAAGAGUAAAACCAAAUUCACUCUGAAAACCGCAAAGGGUACUCGAGAUUACAACGAAAAAGAGAUGGCAAUUCGUGAAAAAAUCUUUUCUACAAUUGUUUCUGUCUUUAAAAAACACGGUGCUGUCACUAUUGAUACACCUGUUUUUGAAUUGAAAGAAAUUUUAUCUGGAAAAUACGGUGAAGAUAGUAAAUUAAUCUACGAUCUCGAUGAUCAAGGCGGUGAAAAAUGUUCUUUACGAUACGAUUUAACUGUCCCUUUUGCUCGAUUCUUGGCUAUGAAUGGUUCUCAAUAUCAAAAUAUCAAAAGAUAUCAAAUUGCAAAAGUUUAUAGAAGAGAUCAACCUGCCAUGACUAAAGGUCGAAUGCGUGAAUUCUAUCAAUGUGAUUUUGAUAUAGCUGGUGUUUUUGAUCCAAUGAUUGCUGAUUCAGAAGUUGUGAAAAUCAUGUGCGAAUGUUUAACAGCCCUUGAUGUUGGUGAUUACAUUGUUAAGAUAAAUCACCGUAAAAUAUUAGACGGAAUUUUCCAAAUUUGUGGUGUUCCAGACUCAAGUAUUAGACCCAUAUCUUCCGCUGUGGAUAAACUAGAUAAGUUGCCAUGGGAGGAUGUCAGAAAAGAAAUGACAGAAGAGAAAGGUUUAGAUCCUAGCAUUGCUGAUCGCAUAGGAGAAUACGUUAAAUUAAAAGACCAAUCAUUACUUUCCAAUAAUAAUGCUAAAGCCGGUUUAAAUGACAUGGCCCUCCUUUUUAAAUAUUUGGAAAUAUUUGGAGUAUUAGAUAAGAUAUCUUUCGACCUUAGUCUUGCCAGAGGACUAGAUUACUAUACCGGUAUUAUUUAUGAAGCCGUAACUGAUCAAUCUGGACCACCUAAAAGCAAAGAUGGAAACCAAAUUGUUCGAAAGGCCAAAAAAGAUUCCGAUGAACUUGAUGAAACAACAGUUGGUGUGGGCUCCAUUGCUGCCGGUGGUCGUUACGAUAAUCUUGUGGGUAUGUUUGCCAGUAAUAAAAAGGGUAACAUACCAUGUGUUGGUGUCUCUAUAGGUGUAGAAAGAGUAUUUUCUAUUUUGCUGCAAAAAGUUACACUCGAACAAGUAAAGGCAAACGAAGUAGAAGUUUAUGUAAUGGCUGUUGCUGAUGGUUUAUUGGAAGAUAGAAUGAAGAUAUGUUCAGAGUUAUGGGAUGCUGGAAUUAAGGCCGAAUUUAUGUACAAGAACAAACCAAAAUUACAACCUCAAUUUUCAGUAUGUGAUCGUGAUCAAAUUCCUUUUGCUGUUAUUAUUGGUCGUGAUGAAUUAAACCGAGGUGAAGUCAGAAUUAAAGAUAUGAGGUCUAAAGAACAAGGUGAAGGUGGCGGUGCUUCCAUAAAACGUAGUGAUAUG
Messenger RNA from Dentiscutata erythropus, 1563 nucleotides. The record is from the annotation of a GenBank genome assembly. NCBI's taxonomy places the organism in Eukaryota, Fungi, Glomeromycota, Glomeromycetes, Diversisporales, Gigasporaceae.